AUACAAGCUAUAACACUUCAUAACUCGCCGAAGACAGGUACCCAUUUAUACCACGAAGGUAAUUUCAAUAUGCGCCAUCUUAAGUUCUUUUAUCCUCUUAGUUAUUGGUAGUUAUUGGUAUUCCGGCUGUUGCUCCUCGACUUAAAACCGGGACUAUUCCUCUUUGACUCCUUCGAAUAUUUCUUUAGAAAGCCUCCCAAACAGACACAGCGGCCUCGAUAAUUCAUCUUCACAGUUAGAAUUCUUCGUCGCCAGAAAUAGUUACUCAAUAUGAGCUCUUCAUCAUCUCGACGGCGGAAGACUGCUGGCGCGUCCAAUGUCAUGCUCACGAACGCCGCCUAUUUUCCAAAUCACAAGAUCUAUAACGGCGCCUCACCGGGUAUGAUGAACUAUAGCUGCAUUAACCACGUGUACUACGCCUUCGCUAACGUAGCGGCGGACGGUUCCGUGUUUCUGAGCGACGAGUGGGCAGAUACUCAAGCCCCUUGCGACGGUGUCCAAGGCGGGCUUGGAUCUUUGAUGCAUCUUAAGCAGAAGCAUCCGCAUCUGCAAGUCACCAUAUCGAUCGGUGGCGGCACUUCAAGUGAGACAUUCCCAGUCGUUGCCUCGAACGCUCUGCUGCGAGAUAACUUUGCGCGAUCAGCGCGAGGUUUAGUGGAGGCCUCUGGUAUGGAUGGUAUUGACAUAAACUGGGAAUACCCCAUGGACCCCCAACAAGGGGCCGACUUCGUUGCGCUCUUGGCCGCCGUGCGGGUCCAACUUCCGGAGGAACAGUUCUUCGUCACGGCAGCUCUCCCAGCAAGCCGCUCAGUUCUGCAUAAUAUCGAUAUUGCGCAAGCUGCGUCCUAUCUCGACUACGUAAACCUGAUGGCGUAUGACUUCUGCGGUUCGUGGUCACAGCGAAGCGGGCACCAGGCCCAAUUGUACUCGAUGAGCAAGGACGAGACAUCAGGAUCGUCUGGUGUCUCAUACCUUGUAGGCCACGGCUGUCCAACUAGAAAAAUCUUGCUGGGCAUUCCCCUAUACGGACGGAGCUUUCUCGGGGUUAGCGGACCGGGACAUCGAAACAAGGGCGCAGGAGGCGAAGACGGCAUAUUCGAAUACAGCACAUUGCCAAGAAAACAUGCCAAAGAAUCUGUGGAUAAACGGAUAGGGGCCGCGAGCUGCGUCGGAGGGGAUGGAGGAUUUGUCACCUACGAUAACCCGGAUACCGUCAAGAUGAAGGCAGCAUACUGCAAACAGAAAGGACUCGGGGGCUUGUUCUAUUGGUCCGGACCCGCUGACUCCCGAGAAAAAUCUCGAAGCUUGAUCGCGGCCGGAUUCCGAGCGUUGCAUAGUUCGUAAACGAAUCAAUAUUUUGGGCUUUUAUCACACCUGGUGAACGGAGUUGAGGCGGUCAUCAUGACUGUUUGCA
Messenger RNA from Daldinia decipiens, 1414 nucleotides. RefSeq names its product glycoside hydrolase family 18 protein. NCBI's taxonomy places the organism in Eukaryota, Fungi, Ascomycota, Sordariomycetes, Xylariales, Hypoxylaceae. Bases 271 to 1344 code for a protein of 357 amino acids. Gene Ontology annotation, molecular function: chitin binding; chitinase activity. The record is from RefSeq and is a predicted model, not a curated record. Gene Ontology annotation, biological process: chitin catabolic process; carbohydrate metabolic process. Gene Ontology annotation, cellular component: extracellular region. The transcript has 4 exons.